UGGGUCUCCAUUUGCUUGUUUUUCUUGGGAGCUUUACUGGAAACAAAAUGUGAUUGCGUACUAGCUGCGGAGGGGAAGUUGGCGAGAACUCACAGCUUUCUGUUUGGUCUGUCUGAAGCAGCUGACCUUUUGGAAGGAAAUCGCUGCUCUUUGCUUCUUCCUGUAACAUCGCAGCCAGUGAGCAGUGAACGAGUGUAUACAGAGCUCUGCCUCUAGCCUGGCUGCCCAAGCCCAAGCCAUUAGAAGCAGGAGCCCCUGCACAGCGCCUGGUCACGGAGCUGAGCUGCGUUUAGAUGUGUUAGCUGCUGCGUGGUGAAGGAAGAUCCGUCUCUAGAAAAGCAAUUUAGGCAAAAGGGAUUCCGUUUGAUGGCAGAGUCCCAGUGCUAGAAAGGUAGCGAAGGUGGACAGCUUACAGUCUCAACUCAUUUCGUCGUAAAUGUCCUCGUAACGACAUUGAUUCUUCUACCUGGAUAACCUUUUGUUUGUUCGUUUGUUUGUUUUUUGUUUUGUUUUUUUCCCCCUGUAACCAUUUUUUUUUCUGGCAAGAAAACAUUUUAAUUUUCUAAGCAAGAAGCAUUUUUCAAAUACCAUGUCUGUGACCCAAAGUAAAAAUGGAUGAUAAUUCAUGUAAAUGUGUGCAACAUAGCAACCUGAACCUGCACGCGAUUCGGGCUCUGUAGGUUGUGAACCAUGGCUAUGUGGAUACAGGCUCAGCAGCUCCAGGGCGAUGCCCUUCACCAGAUGCAGGCCUUGUACGGCCAGCAUUUCCCCAUCGAGGUGCGACAUUAUUUAUCACAGUGGAUCGAAAGCCAAGCCUGGGACUCAAUAGAUCUUGAUAAUCCACAGGAGAACAUUAAGGCCACCCAGCUCCUGGAGGGCCUGGUGCAGGAGCUGCAGAAGAAAGCGGAGCACCAGGUGGGGGAAGAUGGGUUUUUGCUGAAGAUCAAGCUGGGGCACUAUGCCACACAGCUCCAGAGCACGUACGACCGCUGCCCCAUGGAGCUGGUUCGCUGUAUCCGGCACAUACUGUACAACGAACAGAGACUGGUUCGCGAAGCCAACAACGGCAGCUCUCCAGCUGGAAGUCUUGCUGACGCCAUGUCCCAGAAGCACCUUCAGAUCAACCAAACGUUUGAGGAGCUGCGCCUGAUCACACAGGACACGGAGAACGAGCUGAAGAAGCUGCAGCAGACCCAAGAGUACUUCAUCAUCCAGUACCAGGAGAGCCUGCGGAUCCAAGCUCAGUUUGCCCAGCUGGGACAGCUGAACCCCCAGGAGCGCAUGAGCAGGGAGACGGCCCUCCAGCAGAAGCAAGUGUCCCUGGAGACCUGGCUGCAGCGAGAGGCACAGACACUGCAGCAGUACCGAGUGGAGCUGGCUGAGAAGCACCAGAAGACCCUGCAGCUGCUGCGGAAGCAGCAGACCAUCAUCCUGGACGACGAGCUGAUCCAGUGGAAGCGGAGACAGCAGCUGGCCGGGAACGGGGGUCCCCCCGAGGGCAGCCUGGACGUGCUGCAGUCCUGGUGUGAGAAGCUGGCCGAGAUCAUCUGGCAGAAUCGUCAGCAGAUCCGCAGGGCUGAGCACCUAUGCCAGCAGCUGCCCAUCCCAGGCCCUGUGGAGGAGAUGCUGGCUGAGGUCAACGCCACCAUCACGGACAUCAUCUCAGCCCUGGUCACCAGCACAUUCAUCAUCGAGAAGCAGCCUCCUCAGGUCCUGAAGACCCAGACCAAGUUUGCGGCCACCGUGCGCCUGCUGGUGGGGGGGAAGCUGAAUGUGCAUAUGAACCCCCCGCAGGUGAAGGCGACCAUCAUCAGCGAGCAGCAGGCCAAGUCCCUGCUCAAGAAUGAGAACACCCGCAAUGAUUACAGCGGCGAGAUCCUGAACAACUGUUGUGUCAUGGAGUACCACCAGGCCACAGGCACGCUCAGCGCCCACUUCAGAAACAUGUCCCUGAAACGAAUCAAGAGGUCUGACCGCCGUGGUGCAGAGUCAGUAACGGAAGAGAAGUUCACAAUCCUGUUUGACUCACAGUUCAGCGUCGGUGGAAACGAGCUGGUCUUUCAAGUCAAGACCUUGUCGCUCCCGGUGGUGGUGAUUGUUCACGGCAGCCAGGACAACAAUGCCACAGCCACUGUCCUCUGGGACAACGCCUUUGCAGAGCCUGGCAGGGUGCCAUUUGCCGUGCCUGACAAGGUGCUGUGGCCGCAGCUGUGUGAAGCGCUCAACAUGAAAUUCAAGGCUGAAGUACAGAGCAACCGGGGCUUGACCAAGGAGAACCUCGUGUUCCUGGCACAGAAACUGUUCAACAUCAGCAGCAACCACCUCGAGGACUACAACAGCAUGUCCGUGUCCUGGUCCCAGUUCAACCGGGAGAAUUUGCCAGGACGGAAUUACACUUUCUGGCAGUGGUUUGACGGCGUGAUGGAAGUAUUGAAAAAACAUCUCAAGCCUCACUGGAAUGAUGGGGCUAUCCUGGGUUUCGUGAACAAGCAACAGGCCCACGACCUGCUCAUCAACAAGCCGGACGGGACCUUCCUGCUGCGUUUCAGCGACUCAGAAAUCGGGGGCAUCACCAUUGCUUGGAAGUUUGACUCUCAGGAGAGAAUGUUUUGGAAUCUGAUGCCUUUUACCACUAGAGACUUCUCUAUCCGGUCCCUCGCUGACCGCCUGGGGGACCUGAAUUACCUCAUAUAUGUGUUUCCUGAUCGGCCAAAGGAUGAAGUAUAUUCUAAGUACUACACACCGGUCCCGUGUGAGCCCGCAACUGCAAAAGCAGCUGAUGGAUACGUGAAGCCACAGAUCAAGCAGGUGGUACCCGAGUUUGCAAAUGCAUCCACAGAUGCUGGGGGUGGCGCCACCUACAUGGAUCAGGCUCCUUCCCCAGUCGUGUGCCCUCAGGCUCACUACAACAUGUACCCACCCAACCCGGACUCCGUCCUUGACACCGAUGGGGACUUUGAUCUGGAAGACACGAUGGACGUGGCGCGGCGCGUGGAAGAGCUCUUAGGCCGGCCCAUGGACAGUCAGUGGAUCCCUCACGCACAGUCAUGACCAGACCUCACCACCUGCAGCUUCGUCGUCCUCGUGGAGGAACUUCCUGUGGAUGUUUUAAUUCCAUGAAUCGCUUCUCUUUGGAAACAAUACUCGUAAUGUGAAGUGUUAAUACUAGUUGUGACUUUAGUGUCUCUGUGCAUAGUGGCACUAGUGAAGGGAGUGCGCGUGAGUGUGAGUGCAUUUGCACGUCGUGUUUUUUUCCCCCCCUGCCCCUGCUGUCCAGUCUAAGCCGCCACGCCAGGGCAGCGGCUGUGCUUGUUUUUACCAUGUGCAAAAAGGCAGUUGGUUCCCUGAACCCUGGAACCUGGCCAUGUGUCUUCAGGGUGGCUGACCCUUGACACGUGAUUGUCCAAGUAAGAAAAGGACAGAGGAAAAAGCACCCUCUCACUGGGGAGCCUCUGUUCCUCUGCCAGGUAGUCCAUAGUCCAAGCAAGUCAUUGUCUCCGUCUGUCUUCUGAGAUGUAGAUGACUGUCUGAUGAUGAAAGCCAGUACCUCCCGUGUCCCCUGUCCCCUUUGCAUAAGGGACGGAAAAGGGAGCUGAAUCCAGGGUGAUGGGGCAAGGGUGGUCACAGGUUUUUGGAUGGGGAGUGGCUGUUUCCGUUUCUGCCACUUCUGCCAUCUUAACACUGGCUCCUUCCCUCUCUGCUCAAUCAGUCUCUAUUUCUAGAACUGCCACUCAGCUUACGUGCGUGUAUUCAAGUGGAGAUGUUUAACAAAAUAGUGGAGAGGAAGCCAGGCAACCCAGCUCUGAGCGUACAGGUUCAGGUGAUGCCCUGUGCUCCUUCUGCCAGGGCGGUGCGGUGUGCCCAAGUCCUGGCUCCAGACGCUGGGCGUGGCCUGUCUGCGCCAGCCUCCCCAACUCUGUGCUGUGGCCAGGCCGCGCCUGCGCUAUCCAAGGCUUUUCUCCAAGCGUGUUGAUAAUGGCUUUCUGCAAACGUCCGGUGGUGUUUUUUGUUUCUAAAUCAGGUCCUUUUUUUUAAUGUUUUUCCCAUUUGCACCCUAAUUUGACAUCAAAUUUCUCCCUUCCUGUAUCAGGUCCUGGGUCCUCUGUACCCAGAUCACUUCAUCUCCCUUCAGUGUCACAUAGUGCCCUGAGGAUUAGGUGGUAGGAAUGGGACCUGCACACGGGGACAGCCUGCCAAGCAGGCAGCCAGCACUGUGCAGUGCUGGGUGCCGGGUGCUGUUGGGGAUUGGGGAAAUGCAGUCAGUCAGCGGGGUUUCCUAGGAAGCUUGGAAAACUAAAAGCAAAGCGAAAGCCUCAGGGUGAUUUGUUCCACAGUCUCCUCUGUAGUGUCUCCAGAAGGAAGGAAGGGGCUGCAGUGGACCGUCAGGGAGAGGGGCAAGCAGAGAGCGGUUGCCACUCAGGCUUGCUGAGAGCCCUCCUUGGCUUCCUCUCCCAAACAAGGGCAGAACCGUGCCCAGGAGAGGAGCCCCCAAAACCUUAUUUUUAUACAUGCAAGUAAAUAAACAUAUUUUUUUUACAAAAAUAACUUCUGAAUUUAUCAGUGUUUUACUGUUAGAAGAAAAUACUCCUGUGUAGUAAAUUAUUUAUUAUUGGGGGACGAGUUUUCAAAAGCUGCUGUUUGCCUUGCCUUGGUUUUGUACACUGAUUUUUUUCUAUGCCUGGUGGUAGCCUCUCUGCCUCAGGUGCUGGCCGGAUGGAGGAGGUGUGAGGCCCCUCCCUGGCCCCUCAGAAGAAAGCUGGAACUGCCAGGGAAGUCCAGGCUUAAGGGACUCGUCCCCACCUGUCAUGCGACUGUCCCAGUAACCCUCAUGAGGGUGUGGACUCGACAAAUAUCUAGAUAUAUGGUGGACAUGGCCCCAAGGCAUGGGGAGAGUAGAGCAGCCUGGGUCCCCUCCGGAAGGUUCUAAGCUGACUCUCAAGUUAGGUUGGAGAAAAGGUUGCCAAAGAAGCGAGGCUUCCACAUAGUUUUUAAGCUACCCUGGAUUUACUGAGGGUGAACCUGGACAUGGGAGAGGUUUUUAACUGGAAAGUGUGUCCCCUAUCCGCAUGCUGGUCUCUCUGCCCAACUCUUGCACCCAAAAAUGAGGUGAGGGCAGGUCUCCACCCACCUCUUGCCUGCUCACAGACCCACGAGUGAGUCGGGAAAGCCUCAGCUUUGGGGUGUGGCCUGGGGGGGGGGGCUUUGUAGAGGUGGAAGGAGAUUUGAAGUGGCUAUCUCCUACAACGAAAAUAUUCUUUUAUAAUUUUUCUUUUUAACGUUUUAUUUCAGAUACAUAUUUUAGUGUUGAGGCAGAUUAGUAUAUAGCCACCAAAAAAGUAUUGUGUAUAAAUUGAGGCAGCCAUAAAAUUGUGUAUUUUAUGUUACAAUAAAGGCGUCUCCUUGAAGGACAA
Mus caroli (Ryukyu mouse) is the source of this 5411-nucleotide messenger RNA. Its product is annotated as signal transducer and activator of transcription 5B. Lineage: Eukaryota; Metazoa; Chordata; Mammalia; Rodentia; Muridae. The record is from RefSeq and is a predicted model, not a curated record. Gene Ontology annotation, molecular function: DNA-binding transcription factor activity; DNA binding. Gene Ontology annotation, biological process: signal transduction; regulation of DNA-templated transcription.